Messenger RNA from Dromaius novaehollandiae (emu), 8158 nucleotides. It is a transcript of the gene SCAI, whose product is annotated as suppressor of cancer cell invasion. Gene Ontology annotation, cellular component: nucleus. Gene Ontology annotation, biological process: DNA-templated transcription. The transcript is spliced from 19 exons. The coding region runs from base 105 to 2030 and encodes 641 amino acids. Gene Ontology annotation, molecular function: transcription corepressor activity. The record is from RefSeq and is a predicted model, not a curated record. NCBI's taxonomy places the organism in Eukaryota, Metazoa, Chordata, Aves, Casuariiformes, Dromaiidae.
GGCGGGGCGAGGCCGGCCGAGACUAGCGCGAGGCGGCAGCGGCGCUCCCGCAGCCGGAGCCCUCGCCUCGGCGGCGGUCGCGGCGUGGCGCGGGGGCGGCGCGGAUGGUGAGAGGAGCCGCCCGGCAGCGCCUGCCCCGCACCGGCCCGGCCUCCAGAGCUCCAGGCCCGGCCGAGAAGCCCUGCCGCAAGCGGAGGCCCAGUUGCUCUAGAGUGUCCGGUCUGCCCCAGUGGAACGCCGCAGAACCCGAGGGCCUCGCCACGGGAUUUAGGUCGAGCUUGCUGUGGAGCGCACAGGACCUGGGGACUGAGUUUGCCCUAAAAGAAAUCAUGUCAUCAGGAGGAGCUGAAGAUGAUAUUCCUCAAGCAGAGAGGAAAACAGUUACAGACUUUUGUUACUUAUUGGAUAAAUCUAAACAGCUCUUCAAUGGCUUAAGGGAUUUACCUCAGUAUGGGCAAAAGCAGUGGCAAUCUUAUUUUGGGCGAACAUUUGAUGUUUACACCAAGCUGUGGAAAUUUCAACAGCAACAUCGACAAAUAUUGGACAAUCGGUAUGGGUUGAAGCGGUGGCAAAUUGGGGAAAUUGCUUCCAAGAUUGGGCAGCUCUAUUACCAUUAUUACCUGCGCACUUCUGAAACCAGCUAUCUGAAUGAAGCUUUCUCCUUCUAUUCAGCAAUUAGGCAGAGGUCAUACUACUCCCAAGUCAACAAAGAAGACAGGCCUGAACUGGUGGUUAAGAAGCUGCGUUAUUAUGCAAGGUUUAUAGUAGUUUGUCUCUUGCUCAACAAAAUGGAUGUUGUAAAGGACCUCGUAAAGGAGCUGUCAGACGAAAUUGAAGAUUACACUCAUCGCUUUAAUACUGAGGAUCAGGUAGAAUGGAACCUGGUUCUUCAGGAAGUGGCAGCUUUUAUUGAGGCAGACCCUGUAAUGGUUUUAAAUGAUGACAACACCAUUGUAAUCACCUCUAACAGGCUUUCUGAAACAGGAGCUCCAUUGCUAGAGCAGGGAAUGAUAGUGGGACAGCUUGCUCUUGCAGAUGCACUGAUUAUUGGGAACUGCAAUAACCAGGUCAAGUUCAGCGAAUUAACAAUUGAUAUGUUCCGAAUGCUACAAGCACUUGAAAGGGAACCAAUGAAUUUAGCUUCACAAAUGAACAAACCUGGAAUGCAGGAGUCAACAGAGAAACCAGCCAGGCGGGAAAACCCUCAUAAAUACCUACUUUAUAAACCAACUUUUAGCCAGCUAUAUACUUUUUUAGCAGCAUCGUUUAAGGAGCUGCCUGCGAACAGUGUACUGCUGAUUUACUUGUCUGCCACGGGCGUGUUUCCCUCAGGUCGUUCGGAUAGUGAAGGUCCGUAUGACUUUGGCGGUGUUCUGACAAAUAGUAACCGGGACAUUAUAAAUGGGGAUGCUAUCCACAAGCGAAACCAAUCUUACAAGGAAAUGCACUGUCUUCACCCUGGUGAUCUCUACCCUUUCACAAGAAAGCCUCUGUUUAUCAUUGUGGAUUCUUCAAAUAGCGUUGCCUAUAAGAACUUCACAAACUUAUUUGGACAGCCAUUGGUGUGCUUGCUUUCUCCAACAGCAUAUCCAAAAGCAUUACAAGAUCAGUCUCAGCGGGGUAGCCUCUUCACACUCUUUCUGAACAAUCCUUUAAUGGCAUUCCUAUUUGUCUCUGGAUUAUCAAGCAUGCGCAGAGGAUUGUGGGAGAAGUGUCAAGAUUACCUUAGAAAAAUCAACCGAGAUAUUGCCCAGCUGCUGACCCACUCGCGUUCCAUAGAUCAGUCCUUUCUUCAGUUUUUUGGAGAUGAAUUUCUUCGCUUGCUUCUAACAAGAUUUAUCUUCUGUUCGGCUACUAUGAGGAUGCACAAAAUUUUCCGGCAGGAAACUCGAAAUUAUCCAGAAUCUUAUCCUCAGCUGCCAAGAGAUGAAACUGUGGAGAACCCUCACCUCCAAAAGCACAUUUUGGAGCUGGCUUCCAUACUGGAUGUUAGAAAUGUUUUCCUGGAAAACACACUCGACGAUUAUUAAAAGAAACUGUCUUACUGCGAAGGGGUUUCCCUGGUCACAGAUUUUGAAUGGUGCAGUUUUCUAAUGUGAAAAUCAUAAAAGGAAGUACUUGAUUUUAUUUUUAAAUUUAGGACCAUUAUUUUAAAACGUAAUAAUAAACAGCUGUUAGUUUAGCUGUUCCAUUCUGUAUGGGGUCAAUUUUAUAAGCAAAACUUUUCAUGUCUUUUAAAUGUUAAACUAAAGAAUCAUGAGAGUUUUAUUUCUGGUCUUGUGGCUGCUGUCAACCACAUUUCCAACAGCUGAUCCUAAGCAUAGAAGUACUAUUGGUUACCUUUAGCCCACGUUCGUGGAAAUCCUUUAUUUUUAUACAAUUUUAAAAAGUUGAAAAAAAUCAAUAGAAAAACAAUAUUUUUUCCCCAAAGACUCUGGAUUUGAAAUGGUAAAGAAAGAAUCACACAGUGCAAACCAACAAUAGCAAUAAAACAGAGUCCUUCAUAACAAAUAUAUUUUUUCAGUCUUAGGCAAGUAGACAAAACUGAGGUAGAUUAAGCUGCAUUUGGAGCAGUGGGUCUGACAUGAAGUCGUAAAGAUAUUUAAUGCUCCCUAUAAAUUUGUCACACCGAUUCCAUAUACAAAAUUUGUACUGCCGGCCAAGGAUAAUUUCCACUCCACUUGCUUGGGUGGAUGGCUAGUAGACUGAUGAAUUAGAAAACCAAGAAAGCUGGCUCCCCUCUCUCACCAUAACAUGGGUCAUCCUGCCAUUUGUAUUGCUGCUGCAAUUUUCCAGGAGGAGAGGGCAUUCUUCAUUUUGAGCUAAUAGACACAAAUUCUUAAAUCUCCAGUAGGUAUAAUCCGUCCUUUCCUUGUGUUAAUGAAACGUGUGGCUCCCACAGUGUUAACAGUCCCAGAUAAGAGUUGAAAGUGUCACAUAAAGUGCUGAAUAUCAACCCUUCCUAGCACCCAUUUUUCCAACCAAUCUGUUUGGGAUCCCUGUGCCCUGGAAGAGACACUGAUGCUCCUCUUGGAGGUUAAAAAGAAAAAAAAAAAAAAAAAGGGGUGCUGCCACAAAGCCCCAGCAUACUUAGUGUUGUGAGUGCCCAUCAUUGCAUCUCAGUCCUUUCUCAAGCCAGUAAAACUGAGGGGCUAUAAUGCUGUUUGGCGCUCUCAUCCCAUAACGCUCAGUCUAGGUGUAGUAAGGAGUACUGUGACCUUUGUAAAGGCGCUUCCUGGAGAAGGCUAUUCUGACUGUGGGGAAAAAGUGCUUGCUGACUCUUUUGGACUGUACGUCCUUCCUUGCAGAGCUAGAGGAACUCUUGCAACUCCUGACAGUGAAGGCAUGGGGUGGGGGAUAAAAAUAUUCUAAACUAUUAAAUGAACAAGUCUGUUUUCACUGUUCCUGUGCUGGAAAGGAAGUGAAAAGACAAGUCUGAUCAGUGCUUUAAAGUUGACACCUAGCCAUGCCUCUAAUUUCAGGUGGAAAAAAAAUUGCAAAAUGUGGAGACUACUAUGGUGUAGGCAUGUUUGCAAAGCUGUGACACAAUGGUAUGAUCAGCUCAAAAGCUGGAAUAGUGAAGGACUAGAAAUCGGCACUGAUGGACCCUCAUUCAGCAGGGUGUAGUAUAGAACAGCAGGAUUUGCUAGAGUAUAAAUGGGAAGUUUGUUUGAAGGUUCUCUGUAUCUUGGGCUGUAGCCUAUGCCCUCUAUUCUUUAAUUUCUGAAGUGUAAAAAAUUCUAUGAAUAUUAGUGUUUGUUUCUCUGAGCAAUCUUGAAACUGGUAUAUUGAGCCCCUCACCACUUGGUGCUGUUCUUCUUUGGACUAUGGCAGGACUUUGUUACCUGGGAUGUGGAGUUUAUUUUAAAGAAUGUGUGUUUGUGUGUGUAUGUGUAUUCUAGGCGUUUGUGUGUAUAUGUACAAUACACAUACAUCUACUUGCUGGUGUAAAUUGUAAAUAUGUAUAUAUGUAUAGGUACUUGUAUAUGUAUUAAAAAGUAUGGAAACAGUACAAUGUCUAUAUACAAAAUUUAUAUAUACACACAUACGCCAUUUUGGGUGCAUUCCACAAAGUGUUCCAGACCAUUUGUGGCUGUAGUAAGGUUAUGGCUCUUCUACCAUUGUAAUUCUGUUUUCAGGGACUUACACUUGGUCCUUGAAGUAAUUCAGAAUUGAAAUCAGGUACAAGAGGCCUUAGCUAGGGGUUAUGAGUACUCCUAUGUAUAUUACAGUGAUUAGAUUCAUGGAUUCUUAAUGGUGAAGCUGAUGAUCUGCCUUUCCUUCUGGUAGGAGGUUCCCAGUUACUAAAACUUGGGAUCAUAUGUGGAAGCUAAAGAUAAUGAAAGCCUUUAAAGCAGCAGCAGGUGAGAGUUACAGAUUAUCAUUUCUGUUACCCUCCCUGCUGUUCCUCCACCAGCAGUGUUUAAUGUGCAUGGCAGAGGGGAAUUUUUUCCCCCAGCUCACUGCCUUCCAAUCAGAUGCUUCUGUUCUGCUUUAGCUUUUGCUUUGAUGAAGCUAUUCUCAUUUUGGUUCCAUGUAUCUAGAAAAUAGUGUGCUAUUUUGAAGCAUAGGAGUGAAGAUUCCUUUAGUGUGGGCUGCUGAACCUCGGUGGAAUAUUGCCUGCUAGCUGACUGGGGAGGCCUUGGCAGACACGCAAGUCUGCGUUUUAGCUGGGCUGAGGCGAGGAGUCCUUGCUUGCGAUCUGUGAGGCCUCCAAACCACUUUGCAGCCCUAAGAAGAGGUUCUGUUUGCUUGUUACCUAAGUAGAUCUAAUCAGAGGAGAAUGCACUUUAAAAAAAAAAACAAAACAAAAAACUGACUAAAGAAGCUAGAAUGUAGGAGGAGAAUAUGCAGCUUUGAAAAUUAGUUCAGAAGCUAAACACAUUAUCAGCUUUGUCUGUUCAAGUCAAAAAUUCAUUCUUGAGGUCCCUCAUUCUCUUCUUACCUAGUGAGCUUUGGUUCAGAAGGUAUGCUGCUGAUAGGAAUAGUCGAAGAUAAAGAUUUCACUCCUGUUGUGUCAGUAGGAGUAAGAAAUUGUACUUUAUAAGAAAAAGCUGAUACCUUCUGUCUGCUCUAGCUGUAGAUGAGUAUUUGAUCUUGGACUUUGAGCCAGACAUCCUAUACCCUGUGCUCCCCCCCCCCCCCAAAAAAAAAAAAAAAAAGCAGCUGCAUUCAAGAUGAAAAUACUUAUGUUUCCCUCCAAGUAAAAGCUUGUCUUGUUUGAACUUACUAAGUCAUUCUAAACUUGUGCUACUGUGUACUGUGUGCUAUGGUUGUAGGUACCUUCUCUAUGUAUGCUUGUAUGUACUGAAGAAAAAUUUGGUUUAUAUAUCUAGCAGAUCUCACUAGAGGGGAGCAAAGACCAUUUUUUGAGUGAGGAGAGAACAGAUCCUUUUCUUCUCGGGCCUAAUGCCAUCCCUCUUGUAUCCCUCUCCUUUUCCCCAUAUAUCCUUAUUGCUUAUGUUAGUGGAGAAGACUUGCUACCAUUAGGCAAUACUGAAUUAAAAGUGUAAAUCCUGUACGUAAUAUCUAAAGAGAGGAAAAUGUGAACUUGACUGAAUGUUUCUUUACUGGACUUCUCCUGCCUAGGCCCCUAUAUACUGCAUGUGAUAUGUUUGAAUUAACCCUGCUUCCCCAGGAGGCAUCUUUGUUUGUACUCCUUUGUCCAAAUUGGCUUUAGAACAUCUAGCCAAAUCAGUGCUGUUGCCUCCCCCCCCGCCCUGCUCCUCCCGACUUCUCAAAAUAACAGUGAGAGGGGAAAAUAGGGCCAUGAAGUUUUAGAGCUCUGUUUUUACUCUUUGGACACUGUCAUUUUGCUCCGUGGCAACAAAAAUGGAGCAUUAAUUUCUGUGAGCUGUGCAAACUGGAGUUGCUCCCUGAAGUGCUUUCUUGAGAAGUUUCAGGACAGUUUGGGUAAUUUGUCAAAUUUGUCAGCAGGUCAUGACUUACUAAAAUCCUCAAGAAUAUUCUACAGGGAGAAGUGUAGAGAUGCCUUUCUAAGAAUCACAGAAGGUUGAUGGGGACAGGAAAUUAGGCUUCAAAUAAUCAUCUGCAAAAGCUACAAGUUCAGUAGCUCUGGUCAGGCUUCUUGUCUAAGGAUGGGAUGAAAGUACAGCUCCAAGAUUCAUCCACAGGCAUGCUGUUUUGAAUUACCUUUCCCCUCCCUGCUUCUUCCUUAUAGUAUGACUGUGCUAUGCUUGAAGUCUGCUUUUUCCCAAAAGCUAAAAAGCUUGGGAUCUCUCUGAGCAACUUUUUUGUCUUGAGGCUUCUUUCAUAAAAGCUUUAUCUAUGUUAGAUUCUUCAGUAAAUAUUCUUAUUACAGGUCACUAGUGAUAGCAGUGGCAGAGCCCUUGUUUAGUCCUGCCCAUCCCACAUUAAGUGGUUGCUUUGGUGUUGGUAGCUGAUCUGUGUGAUGGCUACUGUUGUUCCUGUAACUGAGGAAGCUCCACAGUUACAGCAAGCGUAAUCUUGCAAGGGAAAAAUACUACAUCAGUUGAAAGCGGUUCUGUGGAACUCGGUAAUGUUAAGACUAAGCUGCACCACCAACCGCUCUGUGAAGGAUACUGGUGGAGAAGACAGGGCAAAACUGUCCAGAGUAGAUGACUUGCAUAUUCCUGACAGGGCUCUCUUACAUUGCCGAGUAUCUUUGACUUCUAGAGCAAUUUGGCUUGUGUGACCAAAUCUAUUUCCAAGGCUUUGAAAGUCUGGAUGUUUACAAAUAGAGCAGAGGAGGAAGCAUCGGACAAAUACUUCUGAUUUAUAGUUAGGAGUGAACGUAAAGCUACUGCUUCUGAAAAAGACCCUACCUUGUCAUCGCUUUUUUCAUCCAAACCAUUGCUCUUCCAAGACAGAGGAGGAGAUCUAGUUGAGGAUUUCUGAAUUUGAAAGAUCUUUCAGAAGACCAAGGAAUAACUCUGCAUUCCCAUUGACUUACCCUUAUUACUGGACCAGCUGCCCUGAUCCAUGCAUAGAUGGUUUGCUCUUUAGGAUCCUACUUUCACAUUGAGAGCAGACUUAAUUACUGUUUACUUGCCCAAAGUAGCCCCUUGAGAGAUUUCUAGACCUUAUUGGAUCUUAUAUCAGCCAUUAUUCCUUCAAGAAAAAAAGCCUAUGUUGAGUAUCUGGCCCGCUAACUUUGCAGAUUUCUUUUUGGCAUUUUUGGCAAUAUUACCACUUCUCAGUUGUAACUGAUUUUUAGGAGCAGGAUUUCACCUCAUACAUUUGAAAAGCACAAGGUGCUUAUGCCUUGGCCCUCAGCUCAGCAAGAAGUACAAGAAACAUACAGAUGGGAGAGGGAGGGGGGGAUUUUGGAAAUACAGAAAGAUGAACUGUGUCUCAGACAGUCCAUCCACCACGGGAAAAGGAGUGUUUUGCCUCUCUGAGAAUCAGAUUAUUUAUUACCAAAAGUAAUUUUAUAGUGAAUUGGUUUAAAGUUAUUUUACAGCCAUGUGCCUGUAUAUCAUAUUUUGGUAAAAAAACAGAUAUUUUACUUAAAAUAUAUAGAGAUAUAUAAAUAAACUUUUUGGAGGAAAUAGACUUUUUUUGCAAGGGAUCUGUGAAUCACCAAAGCAAUGAACUACCAGAGAAUAUUCUGCCAUUGGUUUUGGUGUCUUUGGGAGGAAAGAAGUAUGUUUGUAUUACUGCUGAAAAUUAGUAAAAGCUAAAGUGAGAAUUGAUAUUACUACUCCAUUUCAAAAAUAAAGAUCUUAGUUUCCACGUUGAUUUGUAUUAGUAACUAAAAAUGAAACACAAGGCCUGCUUACUGCUGCCAUUACCAAGGUUUAGGCCUUUUCCAGUGACACUUCUGCAAGCAGCUUUCGUGUGUGCUUUUGUUUCCCUCCGCUGCCCCUGGAACCACUCGCUUUCCGCCUUCCUGAGUUUGGCCGCGCCGCGUUUCCCGUCCCGUGUUACGUUCGUGGGUUUUAUUUGUGUGCUGUUCCGCUGUGCUGUGUAUCGCAGGUGUGAGGCAGCGGCGGCGCGGCGCCGGCCUUCCCGCGGAGACCCGACUGUGUGCAUCUUUUAUAGACUCGUAUUGUUUAAGACGUAACGUUCUUGUUUCCUAACAUGUAUGAUUUGGCUGUUGUCAUGAACGCCUUGCCUUUCUGGUGGUAUGGAAGGAGUUUAUGAUUAAUAAACUGUGGCAAACGCUUGUAUGUGA